Zygosaccharomyces rouxii is the source of this 1410-nucleotide messenger RNA. RefSeq names its product Cac2p (gene CAC2). The coding region runs from base 1 to 1410 and encodes 469 amino acids. Gene Ontology annotation, biological process: nucleosome assembly; DNA replication-dependent chromatin assembly. Gene Ontology annotation, molecular function: protein binding. Lineage: Eukaryota; Fungi; Ascomycota; Saccharomycetes; Saccharomycetales; Saccharomycetaceae. Gene Ontology annotation, cellular component: nucleus; CAF-1 complex. The record is from RefSeq and is a predicted model, not a curated record. The transcript has a single exon.
AUGGAAGCUUCCAAUCUUCAGAUAUACUGGCACGAGUCUCAACCGAUAUACAGCGUUUGUUUCCAACCUAAUGAUGCUAAGAGACCUAAAUUGCUUACCGCUGGGGGUGACAAUCGUGUUAGAGCGUGGAUGCUAAAUUUUGAAAAGGACAACCAUAUGAAAGUGGAUACUAUUGAUUUCCUAUCGUCAUUAACUCAGCACGAGCAAGCAGUUAACGUGAUUAGGUUCAAUUCUACAGGUGAAGUUUUGGCUUCCGCAGGUGAUGAUGGUCAAUUGCUACUUUGGAGACAAAACGAUGAGAUGGUAAAAGAAUUUGGCAUGGACGAUGUAGAGUUCGAUGAUUUCAAGGAAUCUUGGACUGUAUGGAAAAAAAUACGUUCUGGUAGUGAUGCAUUCGAGAUAUACGAUUUAGCGUGGUCGCCGAAUGAUCGUUAUAUUGUAACUGCAUCUAUGGAUAAUGCGGUUAGAAUUUUUGAUGUAGAAGCUGGAAAACGUGUUGUAAGCGUAUCGGAUCAUAACCAUUAUGUGCAAGGUGUAGUAUGGGAUCCAUUAGAUCAAUAUAUCUUUUCACAAUCUGCUGAUAGAGCUUUGAACGUCUAUGAGAUCGUUAGAGAUAGCGGGGAUAAUACAAUUAUUGGACUCAAGUUGAAGAAUAAAAUUAUCAAGGGAGACUUACCGCAACGUACAGAUACACAAAAUUUUGAUUUAAAGACAACUAAAAACUGUAUGCUUUUCCAUAAUGAAACGUUACCGUCAUUUUUCAGAAGAGCCGCCAUAUCACCUUGUGGUAGCCUAUUAUGUGUACCGGCGGGAAUCUUCAAAUCCGAUACAUCUAAUGAAGUCCAUAAUUCGGUUUACAUCUACACAAGAGCAGCAAUUGCCUCCAGUAUCAAUCGCCCCAUUAUGUGUCUGCCAUUUCUAAAGAGGCCUGCUAUCGCGGUAUCGUUCAAUCCUAACCGCUAUGCGGUGACGACUGAUCAAGCAUAUGUUCAACUUCCCUACAAGUUGGUGUUCGCAGUAGCUACUUCGAACGAGCUUCUGAUUUACGAUACGGAGAGCGUGCAACCUUUGGGAAUCGUCGGUAAUCUUCACUAUACACCAUUAACAGAUUUGACUUGGUCACAAGACGGUACAUUGCUGAUGAUUUCCUCUACCGAUGGGUUUUGCUCUUACGUAAGCUUAGAUCAAUCUAUUCUGGGUACUAAAAUAGGGACUGAUUCAUCAUCUUCAGUACGAACUCAGGCUGAGGGAAUAACUACAACGCAGGAAGGAUCAAAGAAUGUGGUAAAUAUCCUUCCAGUGAAGAGGGCUGGACCCACAAGGGACCAAGGUUACGGUACUGGUCCGAAACGUAUUCACCCUAUCUUGAUCCAAGACGAUCAACAUGAGGAACAACAACAACAACAAUAA